CUAAUGGCGGCGGGAAAGAACGUCAUCUCUGGAAACAGACGUUUUGCCUGGCCGUGACGAUUGAGAACAGCUUAUCCAAUGGCCAGGGAGAAAAAGACAGUUAAGUUGAGGACAGUGCAAGCCUGCAAGCCAACAAUUGUCCGCUUUAAACCAGGGCUUUCUUAAGAUUUGAUUGGCUCGGAUCUGGCUGAAACGCCAAUAAAUGCCUCUGUAUUUCCCCAUUCUCUGACUUGUAAUUCAAAAGAUAUUAUCUGAUCAAGGAGCAUGAUUCUGAAGGAAAUAUCUUCUCGUAAGAAAGUCAACCAGGCGCUGUGGGACAAACUGAAGCCAUGGCGCUCCGUCAAGGAGUCCAUAGAGCGUGUGCUCAUGGAUGCCAAAGGCAGUGACAACAGCAUUACUUUAGAACAUGGUCUCCAGCUGAUGGAAACGCUGCGUCAUUGCAGUAGAAUUCGUGCCAUGACCCACUUCACUUCCAGCACGGCGGAGGUUUUCCUCACCCACUAUAAGCAGGGCUCCGUCAAAACGAACUGUGCCUGGGAGGUGGUCAUGCAGGUCAGCGGAGAGGUCCAGUUUACUGCAAAAAAGUUUGAAACCCAAAGAAUUAUUUCUCAAAUGAUAUUUAUACCCACCCAUUAUGUGUACGUUGCCUUCUGUUCUGACUUGAAACUGGUCGUGUUUAGGGACUACAAAUCUAACUGUGAAGAGAGAUGUGCAACUACGUGCAUCACUACGUUGCUCUGCAUGGUUUACAACAAGGAUACAGAUGAACUCAUUACAGGCGGUGUAGGGGAGCUCUUGAGAUGGACCCUGACUGGAAUUGAGCGAGGAAAUCCCCCACUGCCGGGCAGGAGGUUUGAGACAAGCAUCCGCCGGGAAGAUUGGGUGCGGGAUUUGAAGAUUGACAGGAAGAACAAGAGAAUCCUGGCCCUGUGUGGAUUCAACAUCUGUGUCGUCAAUUAUGAGACAGACAAGCAAACUCAUUUUAUUGAAAGCAGACAUAUUGGACCUCUUUGUUGCUGUACUUUUUAUAAAAUCAGGGAGUAUUUUAUAACGGCUGGAAUGGAUGGUUGUAUAAAGGUUUGGAAUGCUGGGGCGAUGAAGCAGGUGCACGAGUUUGUGGGCCAUUACGGGAAAGUCACUAGUUUACAGAUUAGCAGAACUGACCCGUUGUUGUUGUCUAGCUCCAUGGAUGGCACUGUGCAGGUGUGGAGGAUUGACAACUUUCAGUGGAUAAAACGUCUGGAUGUUGGUGAGAAGAUUUACAGCAUGAAGUUACUGGGACAAGGAAAUCUGUACUGUCAGACGGUCAACGAUGUUCUCCUGUACACUAUGAACCAGUUCUACAACACGUUUUCCACGGUGGAGUCCACUGUUAGCUGUCUAAAGCGAGUGAGUUGGCCAGGAUACAUGUCGUGUAUCAUUGCUUCUACUGAGGAUGGCAGUGUUCGGUUUCUUUCCCCGGUCACUGGCUGCACCAUCACUAUUAUCUUCCCUCUGCCUACCUUCCAGGUGUUCAAUCACUUUUCCUACAACAGGAAGAAGAACAUCUUGUUAACUUUGACCCCUACAGGAGCAGGUGAGUGAACAGAUGUAGACAUAUAUUGAUUACAAUCAGGCAGGUGAGUGAG
Molecule: messenger RNA, 1628 nt
Organism: Liolophura sinensis
Lineage: Eukaryota; Metazoa; Mollusca; Polyplacophora; Chitonida; Chitonidae
Product: WD repeat-containing protein 87-like
Exons: 16
Coding region: 265-1584 (439 amino acids)
Molecular function (GO): protein binding
Source: RefSeq, a predicted model, not a curated record